AACACGCGAAGAUCACGUGGUAGAGCCCGGCGAGUGCCAUGAAGCGGGGCAUGAGGAAGCCAGGGUUGGGCUGGGUUGGGUUAGGUUGGGUUGGGAGCCUUCAUGAUGAGGCUAGGUAGUCCUCGCGUCGUCUUUUCCUCAGACGCGAAGACGGUGAUCACCUUAAAGCCACCAUCAUACAUCAUGGAUCCUUUAAGCAUAACUGCUAAUGUGAUUGCCAUUGCGACUCUGGCGUGGCAAAGCUGCAAGUCAGUGCACGGCCUCAUCGACGGCCUGGCGGAUGCACCGAGGGUUAUUGCCGACUCGAAGAGUGUUCUCUCAGAAACCCGAAACACCUUGAACAGUCUGAAGGGGAUGCUGGAAAUGCAUACUCAAGCUCCCAGUGUCCUUGGUCACGCUCUUCAGAAGAUCAAUCUCGACUUCGCUCUCCACUCGACCCAGCGUCUCUGCGAUGAAUUUGGCGACACCAUAGCGAGGUUCACCAGUCGCUCGACAGAUACGACAUUGGCGAAACGCGAUAGACUCGCGGUAAAUCUUCACGAAUCCAAGUUCAAUAAGUUCAACAGACAGCUGGGCGACUGUCAACAAACGAUAUCUCUGGCGCUGGCAUCCAUGAUUCUCAUCGUUUCCACUCGUAAUGCCGAGGACAUUAUACGGCUUGGAAAUCGUUUCGCAGUCCAGGAGACGUCUCUGGCUGGUCUGCAGAACCGUCUUCGCGAGAGCCAGGCAGCCAUGCAAGUAACGUCCGUCGGGGGAUCGACUGGCGAGGCAGAAGACGGUUCCGCAAGCCAGAGAGAUUCGAGCCUCCAGCUGACAGUCGGGCUUCAAAGAGUCUGUCAAGAGGCUCUCUCCGCUACCAGAGAAAGACGUACAGGGCAAAAAUUCGGCGACAUGCGGACGGAUGAGCAGUCUAUGGCAAUGCAAGGAAUAGCUGGAAGGGCGCAAACCAGAGUGGAGCAGGUAUUCGGGACGCUGACAACUACCGGGGGCAGUACGGCAUUCCAAGGCCAGAUUGAUGCCGCGUCUUUUGCCAUCAUGUUUAGGAAGGGGUAAUGACACAGCGUGUCGCUUCAGCCUGGCAGAGGGCUAUGCGUUGAAAUAAGAUUGUACAC
Phialemonium atrogriseum is the source of this 1112-nucleotide messenger RNA. RefSeq lists its product as uncharacterized. Lineage: Eukaryota; Fungi; Ascomycota; Sordariomycetes; Cephalothecales; Cephalothecaceae. The coding region runs from base 103 to 1053 and encodes 316 amino acids. The record is from RefSeq and is a predicted model, not a curated record. The transcript has 2 exons.